Molecule: messenger RNA, 2045 nt
Organism: Pecten maximus
Lineage: Eukaryota; Metazoa; Mollusca; Bivalvia; Pectinida; Pectinidae
Exons: 8
Coding region: 64-1734 (556 amino acids)
Source: RefSeq, a predicted model, not a curated record
UCUUUUGAAGACAUUCUUCUUUGUACCAUAUGCAGAAGAUUUUGCCUGAAGUAACAGAGAAACAUGGACGAAAAAUCAGGUUUGGAGAGUUUUUUCAUCAGACUCCGUAAGGUUGGCCUAGCAACAGAACGGGGUGUGGCAGAAUUGACAGAGGACUUCGAAAAGAAUACAAAACGGUGUCCUGCCAAAGCCAUAUUGAAACUGUCAGAAUUGAAGAAGGAGGUGAAGGAGACAAAGGUGGAUGUGAGGGGCAAGAUGGAACACAUGCAACAGACGGGAGAAGCAUUUGAUGAGUUCCUAGGCCUUUGUGGCUCCAUGAUAGCCAAACAACAAAAGGCAGUACUGGAGAUUGAAACUUUCAUGCAGCAGUAUGGCUACACCCGAAGAGUCACUGAGAAACCCAAGGUAGAGGAAGAGGAGUUGGACAUGGAGACCACGGACAGCACCAAUGAAAGAAAUACAGUGUGUACCCCACCCCCAAGUCGUGAGGAGACCCAGGACACGUCCAAGACACCCAAGACACCUGUGAUGGAGCACAUGAGACUUCAGUCCUACAAAAUGAAGGCCACUACAGGCAACAACAAUACAGCUAUGUACAGUGUCCAGUCGAUGAGCAGAUCACACCAAGUUCCACAAGUGUUUGAACACAACGGCCUCAUCAUGACACCAAGUCUGAUGGGGGACAAGAACCUUCCGUUACAGACCCCAGAUACACACCAAUUAAACCAGUAUGGCAGUCCAUAUCCCUUGUGGAGCCCUGCCCAGUCUGACAUGCCAAGUCAUCGAAAGAUACCACGGCUUGACCUGGACAACCACACAUCUGUAGAUCUCACUAGCCCUGAGAUUCAGACACCAUGUAUGCGACGUCUUGCUCAGAUGUCCAAUGCUUGUAAUCCAGAUGUCCAGAAGUUGUCCAAGGCAGUGUCCGAACAAAUGAUGGCCUGUAGCCCAACAACACCCAAGUUUCAAACGCCCAACCUUAAAAACUUACUGUUGAAAAAAAACACAUCUGUCCAGAAAGCCUACCCUCAAUCGAAUCCUGGGAUUGGUGUGAAGAAUCUGGUCCAGUCCGAUGCCAUUGACCUAAGUGUGAGGACUCCACCCAUCUCGAGGAUAUAUACAACGGAGACACCUAAAACUCCAGAAAUGACCUGUGACCUCUCGAAAUUACGACAGCUGGCAAAUAAUACCUUCAACUAUGAGCCAAUAGCCUUUUCCAGUAUAUCAAAGUAUGAAAACUCCCAGAAGAGCGGUAUCUCAAAACCUCCCAAUCUCUCCUUCCUCCAAUCACAGCCGGACAUGCCCAAAACACCAGAACUUACACACAACUUUCAGUCCUUCCGGUCACUCUCACAUACAACAGUACCUAAGUUUGAGUCACUGGCGGAGAGGCUUGGCCAGAACAUGCCUAGCGUGACCCCACCCACACCAGAUAUGCUUACUACACGGCUGGAUCAAUUGAAGGCACAGCAGAGUUCUCAGAAACCACAUGAUAUGCCCAAGUUCGAGUCCCUGGCAGAGAGGCUUGGUCAGAAUCAACCUAGCAUGACCCCACCCACACCCGAUAUGCUAACUACAAGGCUCGACCAACUGAAGGCAGAGCAAAGCUACAAGCGAAACAAUCCGUAUGGCUCGCUGUCAUCACAGGGUGACCUUGACUCUCCCCAGCUCCUCGGCACAUACAAAUUCAGGACCAAGUACACUUCUAAGGAAAAUAUGCCACCUCAACACUGAACUGUCUCGUGAAAUACAAUCAAAUGUAUGCGACAGAUGUGUCAUAUUAUGGUAGAGGUUCACAGAAGACACAAGCAAUGUCCUGAACCUGAUAACAAUUUAGUCAUUAUUAUACUACUGGUAAACAAAGGUCUCCCCCUGUUAGGAGUUUGUCCUGCCUGUGUAAUACACAGGAAUGUUCAGCUGCAUGGAUAAAUGUUUUAGUUUCUUUUUACAAUGGGCACACUAACUUAUGAAGGAGUUUGUUUUCUCACCAGAGAAUAUGUGACUGUUCAUUUAGUAUUAUGUCUUAUUAAAUAUAUAACUGCUAA